AUGGCAUUUUCCGACAAGGAGCUUAUGACGACGGAUUAUAUGAUUCAAUGUUCAAGACGUCAUUGCAAUAAUCUCCCUCCCGGAAUAGUUACUGGCUUUGAAUGGAAAGAUUAUUGUCCUAAAUCUUUCAGACUUAUUCAAGAGCUUGAAAACAUCGAUAACGAUGACUACAUGAUGCUAGUUUGUAGUGAUGAAACUAUUAAGCAAGUGACGUCUACAAUGAGACCUGGAAACAUGUUCCUUUUCUCUAACGACUCUCGAUUUGCCAUUAAAACACUAAGGAAAUCUGAACUUAAGGUUCUCUUGGAAAUGCUUCCAAGCUACUAUAGCCAUAUCAAAAGGUUUCGAAGCACAAUAUUGAACAAGUUAUAUGGAGCUCAUGUGGUGAAACCAGCCGGAGGUACUAAGGUUUAUUUUGUGGUUGUGGCAAACAUAUUCAAGUCAGAUUUGUUGAUGCAUCGAUGUUAUGACCUCAAAGGUUCAUUACAAGGUCGAAAAGUCGAAAAAAUGCGAUACCGAGAGAAAACUCUACAUAAGGAGUCUGAUCUUGAUUUCUUAUUUUACCUUGAACCUUUGGUUCGACAAAGGCUUUUGAAACAAAUCAAAUAUGAUUGUGCUUUCCUAGAGGCUGCAGGCAUCAUGAAUUACAGCCUCAUGCUUGGCUUGCAUGUAAAAGGAUCACAUCAAGCAAUGACGGUUUCAGGGUUUGAAGGUUUUAAGAAGCAGUUGGAACUUCAUUUCUUUAGUGUUGAUCCAUUGAAUUCAACAAGCAAAUACAGUACAACCAACAUCAUGGACAUUAUCUCUAAUACCUCUUUCUCUGAGAAUGAAGCAUCAGAAGUGAGUUUUGGUGAUCAAUGGCUACAAAACAAUAGUUGCAAGUUUGGUGAAGAACUAGAUGCACGUGGUGUUCGCAUAUCAAAGAAUGGAACAGGAACAUUAUCAUGUCAAAAUUUUACAGUGAUAGAGUGCUAUGAUGUUCUUUUGUGUUUUGGGAUAGUGGAUUUUUUCCAAAAUUACAAUGUCAUCAAGCGAAUUGAGCAUGCCUACAAGUCAUUGCAAUUUGAUCGAAAGAUGAUUGCAGCUGUAAAUCCCAAAAUAUAUUCUUCUCGUUUUCAAGAGUUUAUUAGUGACAUAUUUAAAGCAGAUGAACCUCUCAAUUGA
Molecule: messenger RNA, 1164 nt
Organism: Gossypium arboreum
Lineage: Eukaryota; Viridiplantae; Streptophyta; Magnoliopsida; Malvales; Malvaceae
Product: phosphatidylinositol 4-phosphate 5-kinase 10-like
Exons: 8
Coding region: 1-1164 (387 amino acids)
Biological process (GO): phosphatidylinositol metabolic process
Molecular function (GO): phosphatidylinositol kinase activity
Source: RefSeq, a predicted model, not a curated record